UUCCUCGGUUGUGGGGAGGCGGAUCCAGGCCGGUGCGAUGUUUGGGAGAAUCAUGGUGGCUGAGAGGGGAUCUGGGAAGUAAGGAAGAGACGGAAUAAAUCAGCCCCUCCCCCCCCCCGCCCAUCCUUUGCUGUCAAAACUCACAAAAUAAUUAGCAUUUCUGUGCGCUUGAAUUGUCCACGCUUCUUCCUGGGUCCUGCUUCAACAAUGUCUACAACAGCCCCGUGAGUUCUUUGCUCCGGUUAGAAAGAAGAGAUCGCCACUGAGAUGACCGGCGUGUGGUUUGUGAUGAGAACUAGCGCAGCUCGGUAGACUGAAAAUGUGCUGACCUUCAACAAAGGGUUUCCCCUCUUCAGAAAUGGACGAGGAGAGUUUGGAAGCCGCCGUGCAGAAUUAUAAUGCCCAGUUGCAGCAAGUGGAGCUUGCUCUGGGAGCUGGGCUAGACCCCUCGCAAGAGUCCGACCUGAUCCAACUGCAGUCGGAUUUGAAGCAGCUGAUCGAACUCACCGAGUCUAGCCUGGUCUCUGUGAAAAAGAGCAAGCUCUUGGCCGCUUUGGAUCAGGGCGUAUCCUCCGCUGCUCCGUCUGCUCAUGGAAACCACGAGGGUGGCAAACCAAACGCCGACGACGAAUACGCCGCUUUUCAAGGAGCCAUUCGGGAUGAGGCCUCCCCAAAGCCAGGCUCUGAGGCAGACGACGAGGAAGAGGAACUGGAGGAGGAAGAGGAGGAGGAGGCAUCCAGUGGGAUGAAAGUGAAAGCCCCUUACUAUAGUUCUUGGGGCACCCUGGAGUACCACAACGCCAUGAUUGUGGGCAGCGAGAGCUUGGAAGACGGCAGUGCAGGGGUGCGAGUGCUCUACCUCUACCCUACGCACAAGUCCCUGAAGCCGUGCCCCUUUUUCCUGGAUGGGAAAUGCCGUUUCAAAGAGAAUUGCCGGUAACGUCUAAGCUUGAGGGUUGGUUUUUGUCUUUAUGUUGCCUGAAAACCGCUCUGGACACCCCCUGCAGUUGCAGAGUAGGGUAGACAUGAUCGAAAUCAGAGGUCCUCAGCAGGUGCACUCUAAUCAGGAGAACCCGGUUUGAUUCCCC
Sphaerodactylus townsendi is the source of this 1088-nucleotide messenger RNA. RefSeq names its product zinc finger CCCH-type with G patch domain-containing protein-like. Gene Ontology annotation, biological process: regulation of transcription by RNA polymerase II; negative regulation of DNA-templated transcription. The record is from RefSeq and is a predicted model, not a curated record. Gene Ontology annotation, cellular component: nucleus. Gene Ontology annotation, molecular function: metal ion binding; RNA polymerase II cis-regulatory region sequence-specific DNA binding; DNA-binding transcription factor activity, RNA polymerase II-specific. Bases 359 to 940 code for a protein of 193 amino acids. The transcript has 3 exons. NCBI's taxonomy places the organism in Eukaryota, Metazoa, Chordata, Lepidosauria, Squamata, Sphaerodactylidae.